This is a messenger RNA of Ictalurus punctatus (channel catfish), 2627 nucleotides long. RefSeq names its product RMI1, RecQ mediated genome instability 1, homolog (S. cerevisiae) (gene rmi1). The coding region runs from base 228 to 2177 and encodes 649 amino acids. Gene Ontology annotation, molecular function: nucleotide binding. The transcript has 2 exons. Lineage: Eukaryota; Metazoa; Chordata; Actinopteri; Siluriformes; Ictaluridae. Gene Ontology annotation, cellular component: RecQ family helicase-topoisomerase III complex; nuclear body. The record is from RefSeq and is a predicted model, not a curated record. Gene Ontology annotation, biological process: double-strand break repair via homologous recombination; resolution of meiotic recombination intermediates.
AACAUCCCGCCCAUUUAAUUCUCAGCAUGGUUGUUAGACUGGGGCUGUAUUGAAGUUAGAAGCUGCUUGGUAAUAUCUAUAGAAAUAUGGAAAUGCAAUAUAUUAGAUAACAUUUAGCAAAAAUAUAUAUAUUUAGGCAGUGCUGGGAAACUGUUUGAAACAUAGCUGCUGAAGUUGUUCUACUUGUCUAUUUUUAACUGAGAGCUGCGUCAGUGAACAGGAAGAGGAUGCCAGUGGACGGUGGUACCCAGGCCACCCAGGCCUGGCUGCGCUCCACAUGGCACAUCCAGGUGCCCCAGGCAUGGCUGGAUGCCUGUGUUGAAUGGGUAACGGAGGAGGCAGGUGGCAUGGCCUUGCCUCAAGCCCAGCUAAACCAACAAGUUCUGGACCAGUGGCUUCUUACAGACCUCCGUGACUUGGCUCAUCCCGUCCUGCCUGCUGGCAUUUCUGAGGCCGAAAAGAUGGAACUGAAUGGCUGCUACUGCCUCCAGGUGGACUCGCUCUUGGAUGUUAGCCAGCCGGCCUAUUCCCAGCUCCAGCGUGUCCGCGGCUCUCGUUGCUCCAAUGAUGAAGUCACAGCCGUGACGCAGGCCACCCAGAAACCAUGGGAGGCGAAGCCGACUCGAAUGCUGAUGCUGCAGCUCACUGACGGUGUUCAGAACCUGGAGGGCAUAGAGUACCGACCUGUUCCAGCUCUCAGUGCCAACCUGCCCCCAGGCACAAAGCUGCAGGUGGUGGGAAUGGUGAUGGUACGUCUGGGGGUGGUGCUGCUCAAACCGGAGAAUGUGAAGGUUCUUGGUGGAGAAGUAGAGGAGCUGAUGGAGGUACAUUCUCAGAGCAGGGUGCUCUACAGAACCUUAGGGUUGCCUGAGGAAAACCAUCAGCAAGAAGCAGAAGAUCAAGAGGUCAGGCAAGGAGCAAGAAUCGAGGGAACCCUGGACAGCGGAUAUGAGAGCAUUCAAAGCAGCCUGAACUUGCAAAUGAUCAGCAGAAAUGAGCCUAGUCAUUUAGAGAACUCUAGAUUAAGCACCCUCGAAGCGGCACCCAUUUCUAGACAGAGUGGGACAGAUGUAACCAAUAUUCCAGACGAGGACUUUGAUAACAUUCCGGAUGAUUUCAUGGAUUAUCCAGAGGACAUUGGCAGCAAUUGGCAAGAAGACUCUAACCAUGGGCUAGACGACUGGGGCAACAAUCCAGAUGACUUCAGUAAUGGUCCAGAGGACUUUGAUGACAUUCCAAUGGAGGAAUUGGAUGACCUAUUGUCACCUACCGAUUCUGAAAUCCUACCUAGCAGUAGACCUGUGGAAAAUGGAGGAACACAACAACAGGAUGUUUCAAGUUCUGACUACGUACAAACAGAUGGUCAAUUCAACCAACCCCAAGCAUCAAAUCAUCUUCGUUUACCCUCCAAAGCUCACCUCACUGAGGCAAAUCCAGUUGAAGUUAUUGAAGUUGAUGCAGAUGACUACUUCUCCCCUUCCCCAGAACCAAAGAUAGCCAGAUAUGAGUCCAGAUUGCAGGUUCCUGCAAACAACUACAGCAAAAAAGCUGACACAACAAUCCUCAACCAAUCCCGACCAUCAAAUCGCCUUAGUUUAUCCUCCAGCAUUCCCCUCAGUGAGGCAAAUCCAAUUGAAGUUAUUGAAAUUGAUUCAGAUGACAACUCCUCCUCUUCCCCAGGAAAAAAGAUGGCCAGAUAUGAGCCCAAAUCACAGGUUCCUGCAAACAACUGCAGCAAAAAAGCUGACACGUCAAUCCUAAACUACCUUUGUAUUUUGAAGGCUGGUGUUUGGCCACCUCAUAGUACUCAAGUAGUGCGGCUGCAUGCCUUUAUAGUCACUCUGCUGGGGAGCCUGCGCAGCAGUGGUGGGGAAUGGAAAGUCAGGGCCACCAUAUCAGACGGGACUGGAUACCUGGAUGUGGAUCUAUCAGACAGUUUGCUGGCAAAUCUGAUUGGCUUCUCAGCAGCAGAAUCUAAAGUUCUAAGGAAGGAUCCAGCAAAGCGUGGUGUGGUGGACGCUGGAUUACAGAACUGUCAGAGGGAGCUGGUGGAUAUGUGCUGUGUGAUGAGUGUGCAGGUAGAUCCGAACGGGACAGGUAUGGUGCUAGGAGCCGACCCACUGACGGACAGAGAGUGCUGUGAAAUACAGAAGAGGGUAACAGACAGGAGGUCCUAACACAUGUGCUGCUGUGAUAUCUGUUAUCUUAAAAUGUUAUUGUUGCUAUUGAAUGAAAGCAGGCAGGUGUCAGUUAGCAUUGUGCAACUUAAAUAAUGAUAACUGAAUGACUAAAUGCAUUAAAAACAAUUGUAAUCAAAAAUUCCAUCUGAUUUUAAUACUUUUUUUUUUUUUGCAUUCCUGUACUAUAUAAAAUGUAUAAAUAUGCAUUUUUGCAAUCUGAAUUUUGUUUUCCAAAACAAUUAGCAACAAAAUAAUAAUUCAGAUAAACUUCCAGGGCUAACUCUAAUGCACAGUCCAGAACUUUCUGAAAAUGUAUGCUUGGCAUUUAGCGAGUGUUUAUUUGAUUUAUUUAUUUAUUUUUUUAAAGUUGUUUGUUUUCUUUUAAUGUUUUUUUUAUUAUUAUUUCUACUAUAAUUGCGAAAAUAAAUGUAUAAAGCUCAUCAUCAA